AUGGAAGGCACGAAGCCGGGUCACCGAAGUGAAGAUGAAGGCGUACAGUCCGAAGACGAUCUCUCGAAGGAGGAGAGCCUGCAAGAAGACUCUGAUACCACUGAGAGCACCCACAGGGAGCUCGAUUGGGAUGAAAUUCAGAGGCAAAUCCUGCAGAGAGGGAUAGACACAGCUCCAGCCUUGCCACAGGCAAGUCCUCUAGCCAGAUGGCUUGUGGCUAUAGCGGCAACCGGGAUGGACACUAGAGGCCUGUUCCCAUCACACGAAUUCUGCGCAGAAAUGGAAGAACUGCGUGACUUCAGGGAACAAGGCCCAGACUGUCCGUUUCCUUUGGGGGUGGAGAAGCCGCUAGAAGGGUCUCAUGAGGAAAUGAAAUCCUGGUGCAAGUUGGAGCUUGAAAUUGAUGGAGAGAACAUUUCCAUCCUGGACUUCUUGGCACGUGGUGGUGCGCGAGAUCUUCGAGCAGAACUAGCUCGUGUUGGUGGAACAGUUGAAGUCAAACGCACCUAUAUGAAGGACCAUGGGAUGCAGAAUCGAAUCUGGAAAUGCCACGCAAACCAGCAGCACACAGCCUGCAUCGGUCAUCAUGUUUGUGGUCCUCAUACAAGACAUGAUCUUGGCCUAGACAAUGCAGGAUUUGACGAAGAGCGUGCGAUUGUAUGGUCAAAGCUAGCGUCAGACAAUCACAGCCAAAUUGAGUAUGACCCUUCGGAUGAGCGAGGUAGUUGUUUCAGACGUGGAGUGAUGUACAUCGAUGGAUGCGCUGAACACCAUAUGGAUGACUCUCUUGAUCGUCUCUUCCGAAGUAUAGCACGUGACCUGAUUCAAGCGGGCCUGCCCAUGGGGCAGCUGCAAGCUGCCUGGCCCCAAUUGAUUCAACAGGAUCGAGUGACGAGCAUACCCUAUUGGCGUCAGCUACUGGAGAAAGUCCCUGCUCGUUCACACUAUCGCACAGAAGUUUCUGGAAGAGAACGUUGUACUGCAUUGGAGUAUGGCCAUGUCUUGUUUCGGCCCGAGUUUCAGCUCGUCGAUGGAAGACGGAACUUCUUCGGGCCCUAUGGUCUUGAACUGGUGCUUCUCUUCUUGGAUCCCCGAGAGAUUGAGAACAAUCCUUUCCUGCAGGUCUGCAUUGACCAAGAAUCUCAGGACAAGGAGCUAGCAGCAUUGAAAUCCGAAUUCGGCUCUCUGCUUGAUUCAAGGGGGUACAAAGGUCUCCACCGCUUUGUCGAGAAACUGGAUCAAGCUGUUGCGGGUCACCGCUUUGAAAGCCGCAAGUUGCGAUGGCAGACUAUGUUUGCUGUCUCCGAUCAGCUGCUAGAUUUCACCAGUCUGCAUCAUGGUUCUGUUGAUUGUGAAAGCCUGGAUGAUUUGAUCUUCAAGCAGCUAGAAUACAUCUGGGGUUUGUGGCUUGACUCAGCGCAACUUCCGCACAAACCACUCAAGGCUUUCUUCCUGUUGUUGCUCAAGGGUACACUCGGCCAAGAGAGAGAACGACAGUACCUGAAUGACCUUGGACAGGAAUAUCCAUGGGUACUUGUGAAAGAACACGCACUGUCCUUGGCGAGGAUGAUCAAAUUGAUCGGGGAUGAGCCUCUCCCAGCAUCUCUGUGUGGCCCGGGCCUUUGGAGGCCAAUGCUACAACGAUAA
Molecule: messenger RNA, 1647 nt
Organism: Symbiodinium natans
Lineage: Eukaryota; Dinophyceae; Suessiales; Symbiodiniaceae
Source: the annotation of a GenBank genome assembly